Messenger RNA from Strongyloides ratti, 879 nucleotides. Its product is annotated as Basic-leucine zipper domain-containing protein. Gene Ontology annotation, molecular function: DNA-binding transcription factor activity. Gene Ontology annotation, biological process: regulation of DNA-templated transcription. Bases 1 to 879 code for a protein of 292 amino acids. Lineage: Eukaryota; Metazoa; Nematoda; Chromadorea; Rhabditida; Strongyloididae. The record is from RefSeq and is a predicted model, not a curated record. The transcript has a single exon.
AUGAUGAAAGUAACAUUGAAUACUUUGACUGAGCAACAAAAAAGAGAAUUGCGUCGUUUGAAUAAUAAAAAAGCUGCUCAACGAUGUAGAGAAAGAAAAGUUGCAAAGGUAAAAAAAUUAGAAUCUGAUGUUAACAAUAGAAAUGAAAUAAUUGAAUCAUUAAGAACUGAAAUACAAAAAUAUAAAUCAUCAUGUCAAUUAAUGAUAAAUUAUUUACUCUCACAAGGUGUUGAUCUCCGUUCUAUUGGUUUAUCUGAAGAUAUCAUAUAUGGUAGUAAUAUAUUAACACAACAUACCGGAGAAAUUAUUGUAAAUAAUGAAAUGCCAAUUGAUAAAAAUAUUGCCAAUAGUUCUUAUGAUCAAUCAUAUUCUAAUAUUAAACAAGAAUAUGUAAGUAGUAAUCAAAAUUAUGAAAAUAGUCAAUAUCAAUAUCAACAAGAAACAAUAGAUAUAUAUAAUCCAAUGGCAGGUAAAAAUAGUCAGAUGUCAACAAAUGAUUUUUAUGAUUCAAUGCCAAAUAGUUAUGAACAAGAAAUUGUAGAAAAUUAUAUGAAUUGUCAGAAAUCAAAUUAUGAUAUUGAUUAUAAAGUUUCAAAAAUUCAUAUUGAUGAUAUGGCAUCUAUAAAUCAAUCAUAUAGCGAGAAUAUGACUGAAAAUUUUACAAGACCACAAAAAUUUUCAAUGAUAUCUAGUAAAUAUAAAAUUGAAAGACCAUCUGGUUUUAAUUUUAAUAUGGAAAAUUUGACAAAUGAAAAGACUUAUCUACCUCUCGAUAUUGUAACACCGCAAAUGCCAUUGUUCAUGAAUGAAUCUUUGAUGAAUGAUUAUUUAGCUGCAGAAGUACAUACUUCACAUGUUAAUAGUAAUACCUGUAAUUAA